UGUUUCCGGCGUCUACUUAUUUACAGUAUCAAUCCAUCCAUAAUCUGAGCCGCCCAUCCUCACAGGGGUCGCGUGAGUGCUGGAGCCUAUCCCGCCAAUCUACGGGCAGAAAGCGGGCUACACCCUGAACUGGUUGCCAGCCAAUCGCAGGGCACAUAGACACAAACAACAACACACAAAUCACACGUACGGGAAAUUUGGAGUCUCCAAUUGAUGAAUGUUUUGCAGCAUAUUAACGCAAACCUAAAGUCUUCUCUUCUACCUCGCCUGGUGCGCAAUGGCUGGAAACUUCUGGCAAAGUUCCCACUAUCUGCAGUGGGUGCUGGACAAGCAGGACCUGAUGAAGGAGCGCCAGAAGGACCUCAAGUUCCUCUCUGAGGAGGAAUACUGGAAGCUGCAGAUCUUCUUCGCCAACGUGAUUCAGGCUUUGGGAGAACACUUGAAGCUGCGGCAGCAGGUCGUCGCCACCGCUACCGUCUACUUCAAACGCUUCUAUGCGAGAUAUUCACUGAAAAGUAUUGAUCCAGUUCUCAUGGCUCCUACCUGUGUUUUUUUAGCUUCGAAAGUGGAGGAAUUUGGAGUGGUUUCCAACACGAGGCUGAUAUCUGCAGCCACGUCCGUGCUAAAAACAAGAUUCUCAUACGCCUUUCCGAAGGAGUUCCCUUACAGGAUGAAUCAUAUAUUAGAGUGCGAGUUCUACCUGCUGGAGUUGAUGGACUGCUGCCUGAUCGUGUACCACCCGUACAGACCUCUUCUGCAGUACGUGCAGGACAUGGGUCAGGAGGACAUGCUGCUGCCGCUGGCCUGGCGCAUCGUGAACGACACCUACAGGACCGACCUGUGUCUGCUCUACCCUCCCUUCAUGAUCGCCCUGGCGUGCCUGCACGUGGCCUGCGUGGUCCAGCAAAAGGACGCCAGGCAGUGGUUCGCCGAGCUCUCCGUGGACAUGGACAAGAUCCUUGAGAUCAUCCGCGUCAUCCUCAAGCUGUACGACCAGUGGAAGAACUUCGACGACCGUAAGGAGAUCGCCGCCGUGCUCAACAAGAUGCCCAAACCCAAACCGCCGCCCAACAGCGAGAACGAUCAGAGCUCCAACGGCAACCAAAGCAACUCGUACAACCAGUCGUAGCGAAGAUUUGAAGGAAGAAAAAAUAAAAAAGUGGUCAGCAGUGGACGGCGCAGCACCGGAAUUGGCCCGCCCCCCUUUUUUUUUUUUUUCCUCCACUGAGCAACUUUAGCGCUUAAAAAGUGAGGAGAAAUAACGACCAUGAUGGUGAACGACAAUCCUGACGUCCUUGAACAUCACGCACAGGAGGCCACACUCCCUUCACACGACAAAACUUGAUCACAAAUGUGGGGGGGGCACACACGAGUGUAGCAAUUGUGUGUCUUACUAACACGUGCGGGUGUGUAACUUGUAUUUGUGUGAGAGUGUUUAUGUGAAUAAUGUGGGUGUGUAUGCGUGUUCUUGUCUCAGGGUGCACCGGUAUUGUCCACUUAUGAUCCGUUCAAAUCAAUUGAUUUUUAACCGCCCCCCCACCCCCAUUUUCUGUAAAUACGCCCCACGUUCAUUCAAUCGCGAUGAUUCCACUUUUUUUUUUUGACGCUUUUAUUCCCUCGAACGUCAACGGAAGCUAUUUUGAUUGUACGUUUGUUUCAGAUCUGCAUCGAUUUCAUGGUAAAAUCCUGUGCACAAAUGCGUGAAUGUGUGUGUGUGUGUGUGUGUACCGUUAACAAGGUACUUUUAAAGCCUUACAAAUAUGAAAGCUGCUGAUAUUUCAUAGAGGACGCAUUUUGGGUGUAAAACCACAGGUGUCGAAACUCGAGGCCCGGGGGCCAAAUCUGGCCCACCAAAUGAUUUUAUGCGGCCCGCAAAGGCCAAUUGUGUUAACAGUUCUUGUAAAAAUCUGUACCGAAAUUUUCAAUCCUCAUAUAUCAUAAAUUGAAACAUGGAGAUAUUACAAGAAUUUGUGUGAUACCAAACAUGAACAAUUAUUGAAAAACUCAUUUCUCUUGAGUUCUGAUUUCCAAAACUAGUUCAUGCAUUUUAUGUGUAAAUAUGAUGAGGUAAUUUUUUAAAGUUUUGACGGCUCUCUGAGGGAAACCGUAACUACAAUGUGGCCAAUGGGGGAAAAAAAAACGAGUUUGACACCCCUGGUGUAAACUGAAAUGUUUUUUUUUUUCAUUUUAUUUCCCCUGGGGGAGGAUUUUGCCUUACUUGUGGUCUUUUUCCCUCGUGACUCUUGUCACAUGUCACUUGAUACAUCUUAAAAAUCUGUGACAUUUUAUAAUAUUGUUUUUAAGUCAUAGAGAAUACAGCAUUCCUUUUUUGGGGGGGAGGGGGCAGGGGGAUUUUUUUUCCUCACUUCCGCCCAUGUCCAUCUGCUACAUGACUGUUGUUCGCUUGAGUCUCAAAAUGUUUAAAAGGGCUUUUUUUUUUUUUUAAUUUCUUUUAUCCCGACCGUAAUAUUCUC
Syngnathoides biaculeatus (alligator pipefish) is the source of this 2474-nucleotide messenger RNA. It is a transcript of the gene ccnc, whose product is annotated as cyclin C. The record is from RefSeq and is a predicted model, not a curated record. NCBI's taxonomy places the organism in Eukaryota, Metazoa, Chordata, Actinopteri, Syngnathiformes, Syngnathidae. Gene Ontology annotation, molecular function: cyclin-dependent protein serine/threonine kinase regulator activity. Gene Ontology annotation, cellular component: mediator complex; nucleus. Gene Ontology annotation, biological process: positive regulation of transcription by RNA polymerase II. Bases 278 to 1129 code for a protein of 283 amino acids. The transcript has 12 exons.